Messenger RNA from Grosmannia clavigera kw1407, 1191 nucleotides. Its product is annotated as glucanase b. NCBI's taxonomy places the organism in Eukaryota, Fungi, Ascomycota, Sordariomycetes, Ophiostomatales, Ophiostomataceae. The record is from RefSeq and is a predicted model, not a curated record. The coding region runs from base 1 to 1191 and encodes 396 amino acids. The transcript has a single exon.
AUGCCAGACUCUCUCGUCAUUCACCUUCAGAACCACACGGAUUCAAACGAGGUAUUUGCCUACAUUACCGGCCUCGCAAUCCAGGCAAAUGGAGCUCGCGUGCUGCUCAAGGCCAAUGGCUGCGACCUAUACUUUCCGCAAAAUCCGACCGACUCCAGCGCGAUUCUCCAGCCGUUGACCGAAGACUGUGCCAUCCCACUCGGCGCGCCUGGUAACACUGUGCGGGUGACGAUCCCACAGAUUGCGGGUGGGCGCAUUUGGUUCAGCCGCGGGCCUCGACGGCUGAUUUUCUUGCUCAACCCUGGCGGUCCUACCGGUCCGGCUCUGGUCGAGCCGUCGGUGCUGAAUCCAACCGAUCCCAAUGCGGCUGUCGACUUUGCCUUUGCCGAGUUUACGCUCAAUUCCGACCAGCUUUUUGCCAACAUCUCAUACGUUGAUUUUGUGUCACGCCUGCCCAUUGCGCUGACGCUGCAACGAGCCGGCGACAUGCAGGCGGUGCAACAUGUCUCGGGCAUGCCAACUAAUGGUCUCAACACGGUGUGCGAUGGCCUGCGUGCACAGGCCAGCCGCGACGGCCGCCCCUGGGAUAAGCUCAUUGUCACAGACCCCGCUGACGCCAGCGGAGGGACACCACUGCGUGCGCUGAGCCCCACGCAUGGCGACGCUGUCGGCGCCUCGUUUACCGGCUACUUUGAGCCGUACGUCGAACAGGUGUGGGCCAAAUAUUCCAGCGGCAGAUCGACGGCGAGCAUAAAUACACAGGCAGCUCCUGGUAUCGUCCGCGGUGCCGUGCGCGGCGACGCCCUCUUUUAUUUUGGUAACGAAGGCUUUGUCAAGCCUACAACAGCCGACAUCCUUGGCUGCAACACUGGGCCGUUUACCACUGGGUCGUCGGCUACGCGCAAUGCAAUCAUUCCGCGCCUAGCCGCUGCCCUGCAGCGUAGCACGUUGUUGGAGGUGGCCGACCAACCGUCUGAACCGAGCACGUUCUACAAGGUAGACCCUACCAACCACUAUUGCCGCAUCGUACACGCGGCCAAUCUGGACGGCAAGGGCUACGCUUUUGCCUACGAUGACGUGCAGCCGGACGGCGGUGCCGACCAAUCGGGCAAGGCUAAUGCUGGCGACCCUGCAUACUUUCUCGUGGCUGUGGGCGGAGGAGCGGCAUAUGCCGGUGACCGGUUGCCUUAG